Alternaria postmessia is the source of this 1704-nucleotide messenger RNA. RefSeq lists its product as uncharacterized. Gene Ontology annotation, biological process: carbohydrate metabolic process. The transcript has a single exon. The coding region runs from base 1 to 1704 and encodes 567 amino acids. Lineage: Eukaryota; Fungi; Ascomycota; Dothideomycetes; Pleosporales; Pleosporaceae. The record is from RefSeq and is a predicted model, not a curated record. Gene Ontology annotation, cellular component: beta-galactosidase complex; cell wall; vacuole. Gene Ontology annotation, molecular function: beta-galactosidase activity.
AUGUCAAUCCCACACCUUCGCAAGACCAAAACCUCAAGCCAGCUCAUCGUCAAUGGCGAACCUUUCCUCAUGCUCAGCGCCGAGCUGCACAACUCCACAUUGAGCUCAGCAAAGUACAUGGCCGAUGACAAGAUAUGGCAGAAUAUGCGCGCAAUGCACAUUAACACGCUGCUCGGUUCAGUAUCCUGGGAACAGAUUGAGCCUGUAGAGGGUCAGUUUGACUUCUCGAAUCUCGAUGCUGUGAUUUUGGCGGCGCGCGAACACGGCAUCAAGCUCGUGUUACUUUGGUUCGGAAGCUUCAAGAACGCGCUCAGUACAUAUGUGCCCGCUUGGGUCAAGAAGGAUGUGAAGAGGUUCCCGAGAGUACAUGCGCUGGAAGCAGGAGGCAAGCGGAGAACGCUGGAGCUGUUAAGUCCAUUCUGUGAGGCGGCAUGGACGGCUGACGCAAAGGCAUUCGCGAAACUUACGGCCCAUCUGAAAGAAUUUGAUGGACAGCAUAGUACUGUGCUAAUGGUGCAAGUUGAGAACGAGACUGGCUUAUUGGGCGAUUCUAGAGAUCGCUCAAAGAUUGCCGAUAAGAAGUUCCAGGAGCCCGUACCGAAAAAGCUGCUUGAACACCUGCAGUCAAACAGUGCUCGGUUACACCCAGAGUUUCAGAGACGGUACAACGUCAGCGCAGCUAAAGCAGGCGAAACAUCAUGGACAGAGCUUUUUGGUGCUGACGACAUCAUCAACGCUAAUGAGAUGUUCAUGGCAGAUGCUUACUCAAAGUACAUUCACCAUGUCGCAUCCGCUGGCAAAGCCGAAUAUCCGAUACCUCUGUAUGCCAACGUCUGGCUGAACUUCGACAACCCUACGGAUCUCGAUCUUACCGACAUACCAGUUGUAGUGGGUGGCGGAGAAAAGGCCGGCAUCUACCCAUCCGGCGGCCCAUGUCCGCAUACAAUGGACGUCUACACCUUCAAUGCCCCCAGCCUAGACUUCAUAGCACCGGACUUAUACUUUCACGACUACGAGAUGACCUGUCAAAACUACAGACAUGGCGGUCAACCACUGUUUAUACCCGAACAGAGGCGUGAUGAGAAAGGUGCGCGACGGAUCUGGAGCGCUUAUGCCAACUACCUCGCGCUGGGAUGCUCUCCGUUCGGUAUCGAUUCUCUUGCAGCAUCCGAAAGCGCUUUCACAAAGCACUACGGCUUGAUCCAUUCAUUGCGAAAGCAGAUUCUGGAAGCGCAGGCGAACCGGCCUGAAGAUAUGAUGGGCUUUUUCUUCGACGACUUUGUCGAUGGCCAGAAGAUCAGCGAGAAACCUCGAACAAAGACUAUCGGAGGCUUCCAGGUCAUCAUAGAACGUGCAUUCGUUUUUGGUAAGCCGGGACCUGGAGCAGGCAUGGUCAUACACCAGGGGGACGGGAAAUUCCUGUGCGCAGGCUGGGGCUUCAACCUCUCCUUCAAGAGCGCCAACCCCAAGUCAACUUUCACCGGCAUAUUACACGCAGAGGAGAAGGAAGUCAACCCGGAGACCUGCGAGCUGUCGACGCUGAAGAUUCUAGGUGGUGAUGAGACAAGAAGUGGCGAAUUUUUGAUCAUGCCGAACGAAGACCCCGACUAUGGAGGUUUUCCCAUCGCAGUGACUAUCCCAGCCAGAACAUGCAUUGCCGAGUGCUGGGCAUAUAGCCUCGAAGAAAGUGAGGAGGACUUUUGA